AUGGACGGCUUUGACCCUCUCGCCAUGCCUUACUUACAUAGUCCCGUGCCGUUCAACGGCGGCAAUCUGCAAAAUCUGGACUACAUGAGUGUACCGUCGGUGAUGGACUUGCAAGAUCAAUACUCCAAUUUUGACUCGGAGCCGUAUAUGAGCGGCGAUGAACUUGGGCUUGCGCCUUCGACAGCCCUCCAACAUCCUGCCAUGUUGAAACGCUAUUCUUCUAGCUUCGAAGAUCCUUUUGCCGAGAGUACGAUGGCUCAAUUCGAUCAGGUGCCCGCUGAAGGCGUGCCCGAGAGUCCUUCCAUCGAUCGGGACAGUAAAUACCUCAGUUUUUCCAUGCCACAAUACAAUUUCACUCUUCUCGAUGAUUCAUUCCGUCGAUCAUCUGUCAACAUCAAUGCUCAAUUGCAUGGCAUGUUCUUUCUGGCCGAGUCGCAAUGGCCCACUACCGCAGAUACACCUCCACCGCCACCGGAACUGACCUGCUACAGACGCAAUCUUUUCCAAAUCACAGGCUCUGUGACUCUUCCCAGAAACUUGAGAUACGUUUUUACCGAUGACGGCUCGAGAAUUCCCAUCUAUGAACUGGAAUUGGCAGUAUCGGCCACCGAGUCAGUGGAAGGAAAUUCGGUCAAGAUCAUUUCCGUGCCUUGGAAGACACCAGCUAGUGGAGAACCAGCCAAACCGGAAGAUAAAGUUGAACGGGAGCCUCCUACCAUUCCUCUGGAUAAGAUGUCAGGGCAAGAUCUGGAUACAGAUUUCACCACCUUUCCAAUCCAAUGGAAGAGACUACAAUUUCGGAUAGCCACCGCCAAUAACGGUCGCCGAAAGGAAUUGCAACAGCAUUUCACCCUUCACCUAAAGAUCAUGGCGUCCUUGUCGACAGGCGGAAAGAUCUCCAUUGCGGAGGCUCAUUCAGGAGCGGUGAUUGUUCGAGGGAGAAGUCCUCGAAAUUUUGCUGCCCGCAAAGACUUGCCAUUAAGCAGCAGCUCGACAGCUCGCAAACAUCUGUCAUCCGCAUCUCGAGCUGCAACCAGUCAGACUUCGGUUCCCCAAGUGACUUCAGCACCCAAAAUCAAGUCCCCCCCGGAGGAGAUGCCGCAGAUGAUGAUGCAGUACGACAAUGGAGAUCUCAAGCCAGCAGAUGCAGAGUCCAACAAUUGGAUGUCGCAGGUGGUUCCUGAUCCAUUACAAACACCCUCCUUUUCUACUCCAAUGAACCCACCUCCCAUGGCUUCCUUCUCCCAAGAUCCGACCCCUGAACUGGGCACACCAGGGACGUUCCCCUUCACGUUUCCGCAAGAAAUGCCCACCGGAAGUGGGCCAUUGAGCUUGCAUUUUGGAAGUGACGAUGAAGGCAGUCCCUAUCCUCAGCAACAAGGAUCGAGACACUCAUCUCGACCACCGACGUCGAAUCCGUCGCCAUCUCUCGUCAAUAAAGGUCCCACCGGGUCCUACCCGAGCCACCCUUCGCCUGGGCAGAUUCCCAAUCAAGCCGGCCCGCGAUCAAGACCGCACUCUCAUCAGCCAUCGGUGACGAGCGUCCCGAGCUCUGUGCCGACAAUGUCUCAAAGGCCAGAACUGCUGCCGACCAAAUCAGGAUUGCCUUCCCGCGGGGACGGAGAAAAUACAGAUCAACUUUACGAGUACUUCCCGCUGGGUUUGGACGACUGGAUGCCGCCAGUGGAUGCCGUGUUCCGCCCGCAUGUUGUACAUCACAGUGGGCCGUUGCCUCCUGACCCACGAUCACCAGGAAGACAUACCAGCAAAAGGUAUUUCAGUGAGGUAGUUUAA
Molecule: messenger RNA, 1794 nt
Organism: Rhinocladiella mackenziei CBS 650.93
Lineage: Eukaryota; Fungi; Ascomycota; Eurotiomycetes; Chaetothyriales; Herpotrichiellaceae
Exons: 2
Coding region: 1-1794 (597 amino acids)
Biological process (GO): meiotic cell cycle; positive regulation of transcription by RNA polymerase II
Cellular component (GO): nuclear chromosome
Molecular function (GO): DNA binding; DNA-binding transcription factor activity
Source: RefSeq, a predicted model, not a curated record